AUGGCCGGCGCCUGCUCCCUCCUCGUGCUCCUCGUCGUCGCGCUGGCCGGCGGGGCGAGCACCGCCGUUGCCUUCAGCGGCGGCGACAACAUGGUCAACAACGACAACGCGGCGGCGGCGGCGGCGGCGCUCCUGACGCCGAAGCCGCCGUCCCCGGGGGACCUGAACGGCAUGAUGGGGUGCCUGAUGGGGUGCUUCACGCAGGUGUUCACGUGCGCGCUCGGGUGCAUGGGCAAGGGCCCCGACCUGCCGCUCUGCAUCGUCAGCUGCGACCAGAAGAGCAUCGUCUGCAUGGUCCGCUGCGCCCUCUCACCGUCGCCGCCGGGGCCCAAGCCAUCGCCGCCGGGACCCAAGCCGCCAGGGCCCAAGCCGCCAACGCCAGCGCCGCCGACGCCCGCGCCACCCGCCCCGCCGCCGCACGCCGCCACCGGACGCAAGACCGCGACAUCUGCCUAG
Messenger RNA from Panicum hallii, 456 nucleotides. Its product is annotated as formin-like protein 16. Bases 1 to 456 code for a protein of 151 amino acids. Lineage: Eukaryota; Viridiplantae; Streptophyta; Magnoliopsida; Poales; Poaceae. The record is from RefSeq and is a predicted model, not a curated record. The transcript has a single exon.